GACAUGGGAAAGUCUUUUUCCCAUUUGCCUUUGCAUUCAAAUAAAGAAGAUGCUUACGGUGGAGUCGCAUCAACUGAAAACAUGAGGAAUGGAUUGGUUAGUAAUGAAGUCCAUAAUGAAGAUGGAAGAAGUGGAGAUGUCUCUCAGUUUCCAUAUGUGGAAUUUACAGGAAGAGAUAGUGUCACCUGCCCCACUUGUCAAGGAACAGGAAGAAUUCCUAGGGGGCAAGAAAACCAGCUGGUGGCAUUGAUUCCAUAUAGUGAUCAGAGAUUAAGGCCAAGAAGAACAAAACUGUAUGUGAUGGCUUCUGUGUUUGUCUGUCUGCUGAUUUCUGGAUUGGCUGUGUUUUUCCUUUUCCCUCGCUCUAUCGACGUGAAAUACAUUGGUGUCAAAUCAGCAUACGUCGGUUAUGAUGAUGUAAAGCGUACAAUAUAUUUAAAUAUCACAAACACACUAAAUAUAACAAACAAUAACUAUUAUGCUGUUGAAGUUGAAAACAUCACUGCACAAGUUCAGUUUUCAAAAACAGUUAUUGGAAAGUCACGUUUAAACAACAUAACAAACAUUGGUCCACUGGAUAUGAGACAGAUUGAUUACACAGUACCUACUAUCAUAGCAGAGGAAAUGAGUUACAUGUAUGACUUCUGUACACUGCCAUCCAUCAAAGUGCAUAACAUAGUUCUCAUGAUGCAAGUCACUGUGACAACAACAUACUUUGGACACUCUGAACAGAUAUCCCAGGAGAGGUACCAGUACGUCGACUGUGGAAGGAACACGACUUAUCAGCUGGGGCAGUCUGAGUACCUGAAUGUCCUUCAGCCACAACAGUGAAAGCUGGACGAGAUGCUGCUAGAGAAGAAGAAACAGUAUUGAUUUUUUUUUUAAUCCUCACCUGAGGAUAUUUUUCUAUUGAUUUUUAGAGAGAGU
Molecule: messenger RNA, 927 nt
Organism: Myotis brandtii (Brandt's bat)
Lineage: Eukaryota; Metazoa; Chordata; Mammalia; Chiroptera; Vespertilionidae
Gene: TMEM106B
Product: transmembrane protein 106B
Exons: 7
Coding region: 4-831 (275 amino acids)
Biological process (GO): lysosome organization; dendrite morphogenesis; lysosomal transport
Cellular component (GO): lysosomal membrane
Source: RefSeq, a predicted model, not a curated record